ACACUGUAUAGAGAUCUAUAUAUGUAUGGGCUUGUGCUGAGUGUAUAGCUUAGUGAUUCACCAGGAGAUUUUCGAUUGUCCCUCUCAUAAUGACAGCAUUCCUGUAUUUGUGUAUAGCCUUGCAGCUCCUUCACCUCACUGUUGCAAUUGCACCUAUUGUCCCCACUGUCAGUUUUGAGUCUUCUUCUACAGUGAGUAUCCCUGAAGGAACUAGUGCUGAUGUUUGUCUUACAAUCACUGGAGCUGCUGCUGGACCAAUAACUAUCUUACUGGGAGCUACAGACCAAUCAGCAAUUGCUCCAGAUGACUACACUGCACCUAGUUCAGUAACUUAUAUUCCAGGUGGAUCCAAUAUAGUUUGUAUAAGUAUAACUGCAGUGCAAGACAAUGUUGAUGAACCUUCUGAAAACUUUACAUAUACUAUACUUGCAGGAAUGGGUGAUUAUGCAAUAGGAGCACCAUCCAAUAUCACCAUUACAAUACCUGGCGCCCCUCCACCUCCUCCUCCUUGUCCUUGUAAAGAUCGCAUUGCUACAUUAGCUUGUAAGCAUAUGGAGAAUAAUGGAGAAUAUCUACCAAUGCCUUGUAGAGAGCUUCUUGGAAACAAUCCUUGAUUAAUUAUUAACACAACUUAACAUACUGUAGUUAGUUAAUGUAUAGGUGUGUGUAGAUUUUGUAGAUCUUUUUGUUAAAAUUAGCAGAAAUUUUCGCUAAAAAAA
Amphimedon queenslandica is the source of this 719-nucleotide messenger RNA. RefSeq lists its product as uncharacterized. The transcript has 5 exons. The record is from RefSeq and is a predicted model, not a curated record. The coding region runs from base 90 to 614 and encodes 174 amino acids. NCBI's taxonomy places the organism in Eukaryota, Metazoa, Porifera, Demospongiae, Haplosclerida, Niphatidae. Gene Ontology annotation, biological process: cell communication. Gene Ontology annotation, cellular component: membrane.